CUCUCUCUUCCCCUCUUUCUCCCCCUUCUCCCCCCUUCUCCCCCUCUCCCUCUUUUCAACCCUAAAUUCAUUCCUUAUUCAACACAAUCCGAUCAACCAGAACACCCAACGGUGAGGAAUAAUCCGGCCGCCGGAGUAUCUCCGGUCGGCGGCGUACCCCCGUCCGAUUUUGCGGCAACGACGCUAAUUUCUGAACUUUGUUCUAAUUUUACGGUCGAUCAAUUUUUUCAAACAAUUUGUUUUACAAUUUUCGAUCCUCCGAUUUAGGGGUUUGGUUAGUUUUGAAGAUCAAAAAUCAAACGCGGUAUCAACCUAUUGAGUUCGCGAAGUUUGAGAGGUUACAAUCCGAAUUGCAACAACAUAAGGUUGGAUGAUCUUGCAAUUGUCGUCUAGCUAUGACAUCAAGUACGAUAACUGGAGACCGAAGAUGGUCUUCUGCAAGAAGAGGGGGCAUGACAGUCUUGGGAAAAGUUGCUGUUCCUAAGCCUAUAAAUUUGCCUAGUAAAAGGUUGGAGAAUCAUGGUUUGGACCCCAAUGUGAAAAUUGUUCCCAAGGGCACACUUAAGUGGGGGAGUCGACCAUCAUCUUCCGGGUCAAAUGCAUGGGGUACAUCGGCGCUGUCACCAACUACUGAUAUGCCACACAUGCCACAUGUUCCACACUUGCAGCCUGGUAUGCCUAUGAGGCCUGUGUUUUAUCCCAGCCGUGUUCAUUGCGAUGGGUAUUACAGACCCCCGAAGGGAUUUUGUAAUACCAAUGAACGAGAUUUUCCACUCAUGGGAAUGCCAGCUGGACCUCCUAUUUAUAACAGACAUGCUAAUCAGAAUGCUCCUGAUAAAAACAAUGCCCAUCCCAGGUCACGGGAAGGUAGAGGGCCUGAACAAGUAGAGCCUGGUCAUCCACAGGAUCCCCGAGGACAUUUCAAAGUCUUAGGGCAUCCAAAUGAUAGCUGGGCUCGAAGCGAGGAAGAGAAGUUGGGCCAUAGUGGGACUAUCACUCGCGAGAAGGGGACUUUAUCUAAGGCACCGGUGCUGGAAAAUGCCUGGGAAGAUGAUUACAAGAAGGAUGAGGGUGGUCAUUAUGGUAAAAGUGCAACCAAAGAAAAUUACAAGAAGGAUGAGGGUGUUCAUUAUGGAAAAAGUGCAACCAAAGAAGUUGCUUCUUGUUUUGAUAAUAAAUUUGCCAAACGUUUGAGCAAUAUAGAUGAAACUCAGAUAAGUCCUACCACGGAGAAUGAAGUUUCUCCCCAAGAUCAUUCUUUGAUACAGAAGAUAGAAGGUUUAAAUGCUAAGACACAUUCCACUAGUCAAAAAGAGGAGGGUUUUCAUAGGGAGGGGCCAAAUGACAGGGUGCAAAUGAUCAAUGUCAAGGAUUAUCGAUCAGCAAAUGAAGCUAAUCCUGAUGUUGAUCUGGAACGCCAUCAUCCCACUGGUGUCCGUGUCCCUGUUUCACGUAGUAAAGAUGUUUUGGCAGCUGAUAGAAGUCGAGAAUCAUCAGUUGCCCCCAGAUGGGCUUCUGCAAGAAAAGGGGACUUGGCAGUCUUGGGGAAAGUUGCUGCUCCUAAGCCUAUAAAUUUGCCUAGUCAAAGGUUGGAGAAUCAUGGUUUGGACUCCAAUGUUAAAGUUGUUCCCAAAUGGGCUUCUGCAAGAAGAGGGGACAUGGCAGUCUUGGGAAAAGUUUCUGUUCCUAAGCCUAUAAAUUUGCCUAGUCAAAGGUUGGAGAAUCAUGGUUUGGACCCCAAUGUUGAAAUUGUUCCCAAAUGGGCUUCUGCAAGAAGAGAGGGCAUGACAGUCUUGGGAAAAGUUUCUGUUCCUAAGCCUGUAAAUUUGCCUAGUCAAAGGAGCACACUUAGUUGGGGGAGUCGACCAUCAUCUUCUGGGUCAAAUGCAUGGGGUACAUCGGCGCUGUCACCAACUACUGAUGGUAGUAGGCCAUCAACUGCUGGCAGUGACAGAGCUCAUGAUUCUAAUGGCAAUACCUGGGGUUCAAGUUCAAGGCCGUCAUCAUCCUCAGGGGUUUUGGCUUCCAACCAUGCUUCAUCAAUAUCUUUACGCCCUUACAGUGCUGAUACCAGACCUGGUAGCUCGCACUUAUCACGGUUUGCUGAACCUGCACUUGAAGGUCCCGGGGUCUGGGGUACAAACUCGGCUUCAGAACGAGUGGGAGUUGCAUCCUCUGCAAACGGAGAGUUCUCCUUGACUUCUGGAGAUUUUCAGACGCUUGGUUCAGAGAAAGACGAAUCUAACAUGGACAUGGAGCCUUUAGAUCGUGCUUCUCAUGGACGUCCUGGUUCCUCAGGUGGAAUGAGAACCAUGACAGAUGGUAGAGGAAUUGCACAUGGUGACGAUAUUUCCAGAAACUCAGAUGUCAAAGGUAAUUCUUGGAGGAAUGAUGGUCCUCCAUUUGUUGAAGAUGGGCCUCGGCCUAACAUGGAAAGAUGGCACGGAGAUCCUUACCUGUAUCCUAAUUAUGAAUCUUGGCGUGGUGCCCCACCAGUUAACCCUCCCGGAGGAGGUUGGUAUAGAGGCCCCCCUGGUCCUCCUCCUUAUGGUGGCCCUGUACCUCCUGGCGGCUUUCCUGUGGAGCCGUUUUCCUAUUAUCACCCUCAGGUUCCUGCUCAUGGUCUAGCCAGCUCUCAGCCAAUGCCCCCAGGUGCUGGUCAUCCUGGUAUGCCUAUGAGGCCUGGGUUUUAUCCCAGCCCUGUUCAUUACGAUGGGUAUUACAGACCCCCGAUGGGAUUUUGUAAUCCCAAUGAACGAGAUUCGCCAUUCAUGGGAAUGCCAGCUGGACCUCCUAUUUAUAACAGACAUGCAAAUCAGAAUGCUCCUGAUCAAAACAAUGGCCAUCCUAGAGCACGGGAAGGUAGAGGGCAUGAACAAGUAGUGUCUGGUCAUCCACAUGAAUCCCGUGGACACUUCAAAGUCUUAGGGCAUCCAAAUGAUAGCUGGAGUCAAAACGAGGAAGAGAAGUGGGGCCAUAGAGGGACUAUCACUCGCGAGAAUGGGAUUUUAUCCAAGGCACCGGUGCAGGAAAAUGCCUGGGAAGAUGAUUACAAGAAGGAUGACGGUGUUCAAUAUGGAAAAAGUGCAACCAAAGAAGUUGCUUCUCGUUUUGAUAAUAAGUUUGCCUCUAACCCUUCUAGUGGGAAGUUCCCUGAACGUUUGAGCAAUAUAGAUGAAACUCAGAUAAGUCCUACCAUGGAGAAUGUAGUUUCUCCCAAAGAUCAUUCUUUAAUACAGAAGAUAGAAGGUUUAAAUGCUAAUACAUGUUCUAGUAGACGAAAAGAGGAGGGUUUUCAUAGGGUGGGGCCAAAUGACAGGGUGCAAGUGAUCAAUGCCAAGGAUUAUCGAUCAGCAAAUGAAACUAAUUCUGAUGUUGUUCUGGAACACCAUCAUCCCACUGGAGUCCGUGUCCCUCUUUCACGUAGUGAAGAUGUUUCGGCAGCUGAUAGAAGUCGUGAAUCAUCAGAUUCCCCCAGGAGAUCUGUACGUGGACCACAAAGUAGAGGAGAUUCUCAUUCAAAGGGAGGGUUUCAUGGGCAGGAUGCUGAUGUAUGGGGAAAGAAAUCAGAUUUUCCAUCUCUGCAAGCUGCUUCCAGAUCAGUUGCUAACAAUCAAGUUGGACAACACAAUGCAGCUGUACAGACUGAUAAACCAUCAAGGACAAAUGUUAAGGCGAAAGGUGAUGGGGAAUCUAAUGUGUCCAGUAUUGAUCCUAGUGAUAUGCAGCGUGCUAAAAUGAGAGAGAUAGCAAAGCAACGCGCAAUCCAGUUACAAAAGGAAGAGGAAGAGCGGGUUAGAGAACAGAAGGCAAAGGCACUUGCUAAACUUGAAGAACUGAAUAGGCGUAGUGCUACUGCUAACAAGGGUGUGGAAAAUCCAAAUCAGAGAGAACCUAUCCCACCACCUGGCGAUGUUCCAAAGAAGCAAGAUGUUUCUAGCAAUCAGUCUGGUUCAAGUGUGGAUGCCAAUCACGGCACUGGGUCAUUCUCAGCUUCUCCUAAUAAUGUCCCUCAGAUUAAUGAAAGAAGUGCUAGUAAAAUCAUGGAUUCUGUUGUAUCUUCAAGUCACCUGGUUGCUGAGACCAAGAGAAGUUCUUAUCAGGAGGCUAAAAUGAGAGAGAUAGCAAAGCCAUGCGAAAUCCAGUUACAAAAGGAAGAGGAAGAGCAGGUUAGAGAACAUAAGGCAAAGGCACUUGCUAAACUCGAAGAACUGAAUAAGCGUAGUGCUAACCACGGUGUGGAAAAUCCAAAUCAGAGAGAACCUAUCCCACCACCUGGUGAUGUUCCGAAGAAGCAAGAUGUUUCUAGAAAUCAGUCUGAUUCAAGUGUGGAUGCCAAUCACGGCACUGGGUCGAGCUCAGCUUCUCCUAAUAAUGUCGCUCAGAUUAAUGAAAGAAGUGCUAGUAAGAUCACGGAUUCUGCUGUAUCUUCAAGUCAUCUGGUUGCUGAGGCCAAGAGAAGUGCUUAUCAGGAGGCUAAAAUGAGAGAGAUAGCAAAGCAACGUGCAAACCAGUUACAAAAGGAAGAGGAAGAGCAGGUUAGAGAACAGAAGGCAAAGGCUCUUGCUAAACUCGAAGAACUGAAUAGGCGUAGUGCUAACCAGAGUGUGGAAAAUCCAAAUCAGAGAGAACCUAUCCCACCACCUGGCGAUGUUCCAAAGAAGGACGAUGUUUCUAGAAAUCAGUCUGAUUCAAGCGUGGAUGCCAAUCACUGCACUGGGUCAAGCUCAGCUUCUCCUAAUAAUGUCGCUCAGAUUAAUGAAAGAAGUGCUAGUAAAAUCAUGGAUUCUGCUGUGUCUUCAAGUCACCUGGUUGCUGAGACCAAGAGAAGUGCUUAUCACGAGGCUUCCUUUUCGUCACAGAAUCAAUUGCCAACAGCUGAUAUUAAUGUUGAUGAUGAUGCUAGUCACAGAACUGCACCUCAAGUUUGUGAAGUCUCUAAGCAGGAGCAAGGAGGUAAAAAACAAAGGCAAAGUGUUCCUCCAGAAAAGAACUCUGUACAAGAUACAAUUCCUGCUGGUAGAACAGAUGUCUUGAUGGAUCUGAAGGUUGCAAGUACCACCCGAGAAGUUACUGGUAGUUUUGUUGAUUCAGGGGUUGGAAAAGAGCAGGCUGAAUCACCUUUUACUGCUGAUUCGCCUGUUCAAAAGAAGAAGAUCCACAAGACUUGGAAGAACAUACACAAGGUUGAGGAGUCAUCAACAGCUGUUUCUUCACCGGUAACUCAACCGGAGGAUUCGAAUCUUGCUCAAGCUAUCCCCAAAAGUGCAGAGCAGAGUUGUUCCAGCUUGCCUGUUAAUUCCUUAUCCAUGCAGUUGUCAGCUGAUCCUAAAGAUGUUACUCAGUCCUCAGAAAACCCCUCUUCGUUAUCUCGUGAAGAUACUCAUGCUAGAGUUAAUAGUGCCUGGAAAGCUCAACAGUCUCGUAAGCCUUUGUUGAAUAAUAGGGCAUCAGAAAGCCGUGUUGGGCCUUCAUCAUCUCAUUCUUCUAUUAAUGUAAAGGAUUCUAGUAGGCCAACAGCACAAAGCCAAUUCCCAGGUGGCAGAGGGAGGAGAUUUGCAUUCACUGCUACAAAUCCUUGUGCUAGGUCGUCUUCUUUUCCAAAUGAGGCAUCUCGUUCAGAUACCAAUGGAUUUCAGAGGAAGCCACGGCGUGGUCCACAGAGGUUAGAAUUCCGCGUGCGUCAGACUGCUGAUGAGAAGCAAUCUUCUGCAUUGCCUUCUUCCAGUUAUUCUGGACUGGAUGCCAAGUUGAAUUGUGUAGGGAAGGGUAACACGACACUGCCGGAAAGUGGGUUGAAUAAUUACUCAGCGUCUGGUAAACCAAAACAAUCAGUUGAUUCAGAGAUUUCAGUCUCAGCUCAAAUUCAGGAGACUGGUUCUGGGACCAAAGUAGACAAGACGGCCCUUAACGAAACAGCAGCAACCAGUGGGAUACACACUUCACAGCGUGGUGCUGGAAGCUUGAAAAGAAACAUUGAUUCAGAAGAUGAUGUUGAUGCUCCCCUACAAAGCGGUAUCGUGCGCAUCUUUAAGCAACCUGGUAUUGAAGCCCCUAGUGAUGAAGAUGACUUUAUUGAAGUCAGGUCAAAGAGGCAAAUGCUUAAUGAUCGACGUGAACAGAGAGAAAAGGAAAUCAAGGAAAAGUCAAGCAACAUGAGAAAGGCUCAGCGAAAAUCUCGGCCAGCAGCGCAAGUCACUGCUUCUGCCACUGCCAGAAGCACAAACAUUGCCAGAAGCACAAACAGAACUGCUGCACCAUUGAACGCACAAGCAACAAAGAAUUCUCACUCAGUUGUCACAUCAGAAAGAGGGUUGUUAAACAAUGAUGUAUCUGCAACAUUGAAUGGUGUUGGAUCCCAAUCAUUAGCUCCAAUUGGAACUCCUCCUAUAGGCGCUGAUUGUCAGACUGAUGGCGAAGCCCAAACUGUGAAUUUACCACAAACAAGUUCCUAUUUAGAUAGUGGGAAAACUGUUGGAACCGAUGUUCCUGACCCGGCUUUUGAUGCUCAAAGGAAGGUUGUUGAUGGAGUUCAGUCAUCUAUUGGUUCUUGGGGUGGUCCAAGCAUUAAUCAGCCGGUUAUGGCCUUGACACAGGCUCAACUUGAGGAGGCUAUGAAACCUGGCCAUUUCGAUACACAUGUAAUAACUUUUGGUGACCGUGGUAGUUCAGUAAAUGACCCAGGCAUGCCAUCAUCAUCUGUCCUUGCCAAAGAUGGCCCAUUUUCUUCAGCAACUAAUCCAAUUAAUUCUCUCCUUGCUGGGGAAAAAAUACAAUUUGGUGCAAUCACAUUCACAUCUCCAACAAUUUUUCCUCCUAGCACACAUGUUUCACAUAUCAUUAGGCCUCCUGCUUCUCUCCCGUUGGAUGUUCAAAGUCCCCAAACUAUGUCUGCAUCGCAGAAUAAUUGUGAUGUUCUUUUUGAGAAAGAGAAGCAUCCUAAUGAGUCUUGCUCGCCUUCAGAGGAUUGUGAAGCUGAAGCAGCAGCUUCAGCUGUUGCUGUUGCUGUUGCUGCUAUCAGCAACGAUGAAGUUGUUGGGAACGGGAUUGGUAGCUGUUCAACUGCCAUUUCCGUUCCCCAAAGCUUUGGUGGUGCUAACAUAAACAGGAUUGUGACAGGCAUCUCCGGUGAUCAGCAUGCAGCGAGUCAAUCAAAAUCAAAGGCUGAAGAGACUUUGAGUGUAUCUCUCCCUGCGGAUCUAUCAGUGGAGACACCACCGAUCUCAAUAUGGCUACCUUUACCUAGUCCGCACGGUUCUUCCAGCCACAUGCUUUCACCAUUUCCUGGUGGUCCAGCUUCUCAUUUCCCAUAUUAUGAUAUGAAUCCUAUGAUGGGGGGUCCUGUCUUUGCCUUUGGCCCCCACGAGGAGUCUGCUCAAGCACAAUCACAGAAGAGCAGUGCACAGAAGAGCAGUGCAUCUAGUUCGGGGCCGUUGGGAACUUGGCAACAAUGCCACACUGGUGUAGAUUCAUUCUAUGGUACUCCUGCAGGAUUCACAGCCCCUUUCAUCAGCCCUCCUGGAAGUAUCCCCGGGGUACAAGGCCCUCCACAUAUGGUGGUUUAUAAUCAUUUCGCUCCCGUUGGGCAAUUUGGGCAAGUUGGCUUGAGUUACAUGGGAACUACCUACAUCCCCUCUGGGAAACAGCCAGAUUGGAAGCGUAAUUCUGCAACUGUCCUGGGUUGCAGUGAGGGUGAAAUGAAUAAUACGAAUUUAGUCCCUGUGCAGCCCAACGCUCCCAAUAUACCAGCUCAGGUUCAACAUUUGGCUCCUGGAUCUCCACUGCUAUCAAUGGCAUCGCCUUUGGCCAUGUUCGAAUUGUCACCUUUUCAGUCCUCACCUGAUGUCUCUGUCCACCCUCACUGGCCUCAUGUUCAACCGUCUGUUCAAACAGUUCCACAAUCCAUGCCAUUGCAGCAGCAACCUGAGGGUGUUCACACAGUUCCACAAUCCAUGCCGUUGCAGCAGCAACCUGAGAGUGCAGUACCAUCUCAAUCAAGUCAUGGAUCCACUGAUCACCAUUUAUUAAACACAAAUGGCUUCUCUAAGCCCCAAAUAUCGUCAUCACUUGAAGAUUGUCGAUCUUUUGCUAAUGCUGCUGCAACCCAACUCCCUAAUGAACUUGGUUUGUUAAAUCAACCGAUUUCCAAUGGUUCUGAAGCUUCGGCUCUUCCUGUGGGGAGCAAUAGCCGAUCCCGGGACUCUGUAGAGGUUGAUGCUUCUGCCGAAAGCUCGAGAAGCAAAAGGACUCCACAUGUUGCCAUUUCUGCCCCUAACAAGGCCCAGGCCCAGGCCCAAUCAACUAGACAAAAGAAUACAUCAGCGCAACAGCAGAAUCAUCACCAUCACCAUCACCAGAGAGGGGGAGGUCAGAAAAAUGGUUAUGGGGCAGAGUGGUCCAAUCGUAAAAUGGGAUUCCAUGGGAGGAACCACCCUUCAGGAGGAGAUAGAGGCUUUCCUCCUGCGAAGGUCAAGCAGAUUUAUGUUGCCAAGCAAAAUAAUAGCAGCGGAACUGGAACUGGUUCUGCUGUAUAAACAGGUGGUGAAGAGUGAAGACAGUUGCCUUGUAUCCAAAACCUCAAUGGUUGAACCAGAGGGCUAGUCAUUACAUCGAAGCAAUUUGCUUGACAAAGUCGAAGAUAUUGCCAUUUUAGGUGGUUUUAGAAGUACGUAGCUCUGUCAUCCUUUUCUAUGCCCUUUUAAUUUAACCUAGGGCUGUAAAAGUGAUGAUUUAGUGGCAAUUUCUAUACAACAAAGGAGAGUGGAGAACCAAGUGAAGUGUAAUUGGGAUUUAGAUUCGAUAUUAUAGGGAAAAAUAUUGUUUAUUUUAGGGAUUAAUUGGGGAUUUAUGUAUUGGUAUUGUCUCGAAUUAUAGCGUCGAUGUAUGGAUGUGUUGAAGCUCAUUUUUGGCUAGUGAUUAUGGGGUAGAAGUCAUUUCUUCAA
Molecule: messenger RNA, 8942 nt
Organism: Spinacia oleracea (spinach)
Lineage: Eukaryota; Viridiplantae; Streptophyta; Magnoliopsida; Caryophyllales; Amaranthaceae
Exons: 22
Coding region: 396-8534 (2712 amino acids)
Biological process (GO): epigenetic regulation of gene expression
Source: RefSeq, a predicted model, not a curated record